AAAACGCCAAAAAUGACAACUCGAUCAAAAUGUUUUGGCAAUUUAUUUAAUAAAAUUAAUCAGUGCAAAAUUUAAAUAACAUAAUUUCUUAAGAAAAUAAUGGUGCAAAAUGUCUAGGUCGGCUUUAAAAGACAAGGAGUCCAUUCAUCAUAGUUCUUCGAGGAGCCAUAGUGAUCACCGUUCAGAUAAAAGCAAUCAUCACUCGGUUCACUCUCCUCGAUCAAAAAGUUUAAAUUCAAGUGACAGAAAUAAGUCGCCACAUAGAAGCCACUCAGGAGACAAAAAAGCUUCAAAAUCAAAUGAUUCGCAUAUAAAAGAGUAUAACAAUCCAUGCGUACAUGGACCAAACUUAUAUGGGAAUGUUCUGGGACCUACGGUUGAUGAGCCUAUUUUAGUUGGUUUGGCAGCUCUCUUAAAGUUAUGCGAUGAUUCACUUGUACGAAACACUCAUUCUGAACAUGAAGAAAGGCUGCCACAUAUUGAAGAAAGCAUCAAGAAACCCCCCUCCAUUAAAAACGUUUCAUACAGCGACACAAAGCACAGCGAAUCUCAUUCCAUUGAACCUUCUCACCAUCAUUCUAGUAAAAGUAUUGAGAAAACGCCGUCUUCAAGUCAUCAUGAUUCCAAAAUUAGUAAAGAGAGUAAAUUAAUUGAAGGGAGUAAAUCAAUUAAAGAGAGUAAAUCAGAAGAGAAAAAUGAACUGACUGGUACAGAAUCAGAGGUUGAGCAGUUUAAUACCACACCUAGCAUAGAACAAAAAGAAAUUUCAGAAGAGAAACCGUCAAUCAUACAAGAGGUUCCUCCAAAUUCGUUAGUUUCAACAAAUCCUACCGACCACAGUAAUCACGCAUCUAAAAGCACCACACAUUCUCACGACAAGGUACCUUCCAACAACACAAUCGUAAGCGUAAGUACAUCGACAGCUACAGAAAGAUCACAAACAGUGAACAGUGCUGUUUCGACUAUGUCAACCGAAAGCAAAAACUCCCAGACACAAUCCAACUCUCUUAAAUCGACGGAAUUUCAAACUGAUGAUGAUAACUUGAAUGACAGAAGCAGUACCCAAAACGAAAGCUGCAACACCGACCAACAAUCCAGUACUCACACGGAUAGUAGUACUGAUCAUGAUCUUUCUCAUCUAGAAUCUUCUUCCUUAAGAUCUUCUUUAAAGAAUAGUAGUGAUACUAGUAGUGGGUCUAAACAAUCCUCGACCAGUUGCACUUGUUCAUGUCCCCAGAAACAUUCAGUGCCUAAUUUGUGCCCAGGGAAAGUAGGAAUCUGCAAAAAAACUUCAACAUCAUGCAGUAGCUGUUGUGUUCGAAAACACGUGAAAGCUUGUUGUAAUUGUUCAACUGGUAGAUCAACGUCUACUUCAGAAAAUGCAUGCAAAAAGCAAAUGAGCAAUGAAAGCCAAGGGGACGUUAAGGUAUCCGAAGUCCGAUAUGCGAUAACAAAAAUUACAAAAUUCUGUAGUUAUACGACUUUUGAAGUAAUGAAAUCGACUAAGAAACAACCUAAAGUGAUGCCAAAAUGUCUGGAAGGCGUAUUUGUUUUAAGAAAUAAAAAAUGUAAUUAAAGAA
Sitophilus oryzae (rice weevil) is the source of this 1580-nucleotide messenger RNA. Its product is annotated as suppressor protein SRP40-like. The transcript is spliced from 9 exons. Lineage: Eukaryota; Metazoa; Arthropoda; Insecta; Coleoptera; Curculionidae. The record is from RefSeq and is a predicted model, not a curated record. Bases 110 to 1576 code for a protein of 488 amino acids.